CGGAAGUAAACAUAUCAGCCAAUCGAGUUAACCCACGAGUAAAUACACGAAGUAUUAAGAAAGUUAGCAAACAUUUUCAGAUGAUGCUGACAAGCUAUUGUUAACAGAAAUGUUGUCGAAAGAUAUAAUUAAAGUGAUGAAAUCACUUGCACUUUUAACACUAUCUCUGGAUUUCUUUUUAGAUGUUGUUCUUGCAACCUCAGCAGAGGCCAAUAAACAUCUAGAGAUGGGUAAACAAAUGUUGGCUGCUGGGAAUAUGGUGGAAGCACUGUCUCAUUUUGAUUCAGCUGUAGAGAAGGACCCUGGCAACUAUUUAACAUUUUUUAGAAGGGCAACAGUUUAUUUAGCACUAGGAAAAUCAAAGUCUGCCUUGCCUGACUUGGACAAAAGCAUUGAGCUCAGACCAGGCUUUGUUGCAGCAUUAACUCAGAGAGGUAAUGUUUACCUCAAGCAAGGCAAUCUGAAAGCUGCAGCUAAUGAUUUUGAAGAAAUUCAUCUUAACGAUCCAUCCAACCAGGAAGCCAUGAAUUAUUUACAUCAAAUAGAACCAUUAGCAGAGGAAAUAGAGCAAGCCAAACUGUUAUAUCAUAGUAGAGAUUACCAAGGCGCAAUAAUUUUACUUUCUAAAGCUAUUGAUUUGUGUCCAUGGGACCCUGAUCUCCGUGAGAUCCGAGCUGAAUGUUAUAUCGCCCAGGGGGAUCUGGGUAAAGCUGUUAGUGAUAUACGUCCAACUACUAAAUUAAGGAAUGAUAAUACAAAAGGAUAUUUAAAAUUAUCACGUUUAUUAUAUGAUAUUGGUGAUGCGGAGGAAUCACUUUCUCAAGUAAAGGAGUGCUUAAAGCUAGACCCUGAUCAUAAGGAAUGUUUUCCAUUUUAUAAAAAAGUGAAAAAACUUGCGAAACAGUUAAAAGAGGCACAGGAUUUAUCUAAUAGUGAACAAUAUGAUGACUGUGUGAAAAAAGCUAAUAAAAUACUGGAAACUGAAAAUAAAGCUUACCAUUAUGUUCUCACUGCUAAAUCACAUAGAUGUCACUGCUUAGCUAAGGGUGGACAUGGUAAGGAUGCACUGAAAGCCUGUAAUGAAGCAUUAGAUAUGGAUCCAGAAAAUGCCAACAUCUUGUGUGAUAGAGCUGAAGCCCAUAUAGCAAAUGAAGACUAUGAAGCCGCUGUGAAAGAAUACCAGCAGGCCAUGAAUGUUGAUCAGGAAAGUAGAAGGGCAAAGGAGGGAAUGGAACGUGCUCAAAAAUUGCUCAAAAACUCACAAAAAAGAGACUAUUACAAAAUAUUAGGAGUUAAAAGAAAUGCAAAUAAGAAGACAAUAAUGAAGGCCUAUAGAAAGCUGGCAGCUAAAUGGCAUCCAGAUAAACAUCAAGGAGAAGAUAAAGAACAUGCUGAGAAAAUGUUCAGGGAUGUCGCAGCUGCUAAAGAGGUUCUAACUGAUCCAGAAAUGAGAGAGAAAUACGAUCAUGGAGAGGACCCUCUAGAUCCUGAACAACAGCAGGGAGGCCAUGCCCAUCCAUUCUUUCAUGGCUUUAAUCCAUUUGGAAAUGGUGGAGGUCAGGGAUUUAACUUUAAAUUCCAUUUCAACUGAGAUGGAAGGCAGCAUAUUCUGUGAUAUUUUACCGUAUUUGUUCAUACCUAUUGCAGUUAUGACUGUAGAGAGAAUGUUGUACCGUAUAUCUCAUAUUAAAGCAGCACGCCUCCAGAUUCAUGCUAAUUUCCAUUAAAAUUUUGAAAAUGUAUUUGAAUGUAUAAUAUUGUGAAAUUACCAAAAGGAAGCUAUUUACACAUUAUCAAUUGCACUUACAAGCCAUGUAAAUUACCAAAAAGUGGUCAAAACAUGCAUAAAUAGCCCUUACUGCGUUAGUAACGCAAUAGAAAUAUAGUUGUAAAUACUAAAAAAUCAGUCAUUAACCGCACAUAACAUGUAAAUUAUUACUUCAAUCUUGAAUCAUUUUACGUUUCCUUAAAUCGUAGUACAUAUUUUUCAAGUUUGAUUUUAUUGAAAUAUUUUGACUCAUCUGGAGGCAUGCAGCUUUAAGAGACCUUGCCCUGUGUAUGGAUGGGCAAAUGAAUAAGAGAGUUUUAUAAAUUGACAUUGUUUCAUUUAUUGCAACAGAUUAUCUGGUCAUUAUUUAUGUGAAGGAAAUUGAAUUGUCUUAAGGCAUAAGAUCUCUAUAGUUUUUUUAGCAUGAUUAAAUGUUAUUAGGAGUUUUUAUUUAUACACGUCUGUUAUAUCUUAUAUUAUACAGAGGAUGGAUUUAACUCUGGUAUGCCAUAUGGAAAUAUUAUAUUUCAACUCCAACAGGAAUGUUUGAAGUCAUAUCAAUUUACUUGUUGAAUAUGAUAACAUAAGCAUUUGACCAGUUCUUUUCAUUUUUAGAAAAUAAAAAAACAUUCUUUGUUGGAUAUUAGUAUCAGAAAGAAUAGUUCAAAAUUUCUGUAAGCAUAAAAGAUAGUUCUUAGUUCUAGAAAGGAUAGUUCAAAAUCUGUGUAAGCAGAAAAAAAUGGUUAAUGAAAGGAUAGUUUAAGUUUGGCUGAAGGAUAGUUGAAAUCAAAAGAUUCAUUUUUGUUGCCAUCAAAAGAUAAUCAUAUUUACUAUUUCCUAAAUUCUAGACUUAUUAGGUAGAAUUUCAUUGUAAAUCAUAGUAAUAGAUUUGAGAAAUAAUUAUUUAUUUCCCAAAGCAUCAUAUUUGUGACUGACUGAUGAAAGGUUUCCUCUAAACAAUUUCUAUAGAAAGUAAUUAUUAAAAUAAUUUUUUGUUGUGUGUAAACUUCUGGGAAAACAAAAAGCGACUGACUGAUGCUACUAAAUUUUAUUAUUGUUAAAAAGCAACUUAAUACAAUGUUGAAGAAGUCAUGGAUAUUCAUGACAAAAAGUUGUGAAUUAUGUAUACCCUAUUGUUAUGUAUUACAAUAAGUGAAUUCCAUUAAUAUAUAUAUAUUUUGUGCUACAUAUAAAUUAUGUUUUGUAUGCUUGAUGAAAGAUAUUUACAGGAUGAAUACUUGUCUAGUUGUUGAACUGCUGCAAAUUUUUUUUUUACUGUUAUGUAUCGUCACUUUAGAUUGAGAAGGACUUGAGCUGUAACUGCACUUAGAUGUUGCUAUGUAUUUCUUCAUAAUCAUGAAAAAAAAUCCAGUUGCUCUCACAUAAAAGUGCUGGGAAUUUGUGCUUACAGUUUUUUCGGGAUUUAUGAUUUUUCAUUUACCCUAGUAGAACAAGAUCUGCUAUUUUUCUUCAUUAAUGGACAUGACACAAACUAUCAAUAACAUAUCACAUAUUAUUUUGUGUGAUUUCUGCCUUUUCUAUUUGUCAUAUAAAAUACAUUUUAAGAUUAUGUUCAUUGAAUCAUUUGAAAAGCAAACCAUGGUUUACUGCGAAUGUUGUUGGAGAAAUUGCACAAGUAUGCCUGUUUCUAAUGUUUAAAAAGUUUUGAAAGGUGACUUAUGGGUGAGACUUAAUCAGGAGAUACACAUCCAAGUUAAACACAUAUACUGUUCACCUCUUUGUACUAUUAUGUAAUAUGUUGUUGUUGUUUUUUCACCUGAAAAAGUCAAUUUUGUGUGUGUGCUCACAAAUUGAAACCGUGUUUGUUGUUAAUGUUUUAUACAGUUAGUGUUAUGUACAGAAACAGAAGUAUUAGAAUAGUACAUGUAGCUAUUAAAACUAUGCCAUUAGUUUCAACACUUUAGAUUAAAUACAUUAAAUUUUGAAAAAAAGUCAUUAUGAGGCGUAUUUUUGAGUACAUGUGUUUGUGUGAUGAAAUGAUUUUGUAUGUUUUGUUUAUGAGAUGAUGCACUGAAAGUUAUUAUUUUGUUAAUGUGUAUUAUAGAUAAAAAAAAGAGGUCUGUUGUUAAUUUGUUGUGAUCUAGAGAAAUAUUUACUGUCUGUGAAAAAUAUAUAUAAGAACUUACAGCUUGUAAUUCAAGCAUUUUUUUUAAGCAUUAAUCUACUGGAACCGAAAGUGAUUUAUCUCUGCCGACAGUGUAGAUCCAGGCCAACCAGCACAUCUGUGCCGAUUCUGACUAGGGUCCAUACUGUGUACAUAUUUUGUACAGACUUUAAUAUAUUCUAUAUAAACCAAAUGUUUGUUAGUCUUAGUCGGUAAAAUUUAAACCAGUCUGUAAAUGCAAGUUUCUGAUUGGUAAAUAGUUUUCAUUAUUUAAAGAUCCUGUAACAUAAUUUUUUCAUGGUUUUAUUUCAUAAAUAUGAUGCUCAAAUUAAGAUUUGUCAAUAUUGUAAGUUCCAAUAAGCAUUAUUUAUAAAGAUAUUACCCAAUUUAACAUUUCAUGUAAAUAAAGGGAGGUAAUUAGAAAUUUCUUUUCUAUAAAUUCUAAGUCAAUUCUUCCAAUAAGAAAUGAAUGCAUGUCAUUUAUUGAUUAAAUAUAAUGUGCACAAAUAUUUGCAGUAAACAUUUUACAUAUUCUAUGAUGUUUGAAAAUUGUUUUAUUUGCAUGAUUAUAUACAUAUAUAACUUUUUGCAAUUGUGGUAUACACCGUAACAAUAUCAAUCACAAAACAUACAGGAUCUUUAAAACUGACCAAUCAGAAAAGAGCAUUCAUAGACAAGUAUUUGAAUAGUAUUCCACAGAUGAUUUCCACUCAUUUUUCAUGUUUACGACGUAUUUUGUUUGAGACCAUGGAGUUUUACCUUCUUUAAUUUUUUUAAGCUGGGGGAUAAGUUUUUUUUUUCCAAAUAUUAUUUUUUUAUUGGAAAUUGAAUCAUGUUUCUGUGUGUAGAUGAUAUUGUUGAAUAUGAAUGCAGUUGAAAAAAUGUUCAUAAUGAAUAUUCCAUUGUGCUUAUUAUUGUGAAAAUUGAUGUUUUAUUUGUGCAAUUUAAUUGUAUAACAUUUGUUACAUGCCUUGACUUGGAAUAAAGGUUUAUAUUGACAUAAAGAUCUAAAAUUAAUAA
This is a messenger RNA of Ruditapes philippinarum (Manila clam), 4913 nucleotides long. RefSeq names its product dnaJ homolog subfamily C member 3-like. The transcript has 11 exons. Gene Ontology annotation, molecular function: misfolded protein binding; protein-folding chaperone binding. Gene Ontology annotation, biological process: protein folding in endoplasmic reticulum. The record is from RefSeq and is a predicted model, not a curated record. NCBI's taxonomy places the organism in Eukaryota, Metazoa, Mollusca, Bivalvia, Venerida, Veneridae. Bases 110 to 1591 code for a protein of 493 amino acids. Gene Ontology annotation, cellular component: endoplasmic reticulum.